CUUCGCAUGCGUCAUUUGUGGGCGGGGCUUCGCGUUGAGUUUUCUCGAACAAACGGCGGAAGCGGAGCGGUGUCACACUACAGCCUUCAGUCAUUAAACACAUCAAACAGAACAAGAACCAUGAAAAUCUGGACGUCGGAACAUGUUUUCAAUCAUCCAUGGGAGACCGUGACCAAAGCUGCGAUGCAGAAGUACCCAAACCCCAUGAACCCCAGUGUGUUUGGAGUGGAUGUGUUGGACCGUAAUGUGGACCAGCAGGGGCGUCUGCACAGCAAGCGACUGCUCAGCACUGAAUGGGGCCUUCCCUCCAUCGUUAGAUCUAUAAUUGGUAACACGCGGACAUGUACGUACAUUCAAGAGCACUCCGUAGUCGACCCUAAAGAGAAGACCUUUGAACUUCAGUCAACUAAUAUCACCUUCACUAACAUGGUGUCUGUGGAUGAACGCCUCACAUACAGACCACAUCCAGAGGACCCAGAGAAGACGAUGCUCACACAGGAGGCCAUCAUCUCUGUAAAGGGUGUCAGUUUGAGCAGCUAUCUGGAGGGACUCAUGGCAUCCACAAUCUCAAACAAUGCAGGAAAGGGUCGUGAGGCAAUGGAGUGGGUCAUCAGACGCCUUAACACAGAGAUCGAAGAAUUAGCCAUGACUGCGAGAGGAACCAUACGCACACCUAUGGCUGCUGCCGUGGCAGAGAAAUGAUGGUUCCUGUGCACGUCUUCAUCUCUGGCUUCUGUCUUUUUCCAAUCAUGGAAGUUCAUCUUGUCAGUCCCUUUCAUUUUAAAGCGUCUAUAUUAGAGGCUUAUUGGGGACGUAAAGAAGACUCUGUACUAACAGCGCUGUCAACACACAAGAACAUGAAGAAGAAGCAGCACCACAGAGUAUUCAUCAUGUGUGUGUGAUGCUAAACUCUCAAACAUACAGUUUUAUUAAAUCAAAGGACCGUUACAGGGCUCAACUCCGUCAGGAAUAUCUCAGACCUGUCUUAUAAACUGUCUGUCUUGACUCGAAGGAAGAAAUCAACCGGUUAAGAUUGUUAAAUAGGUUUACACAGGCUGUGAGUGAGUUGUGUGACUGUUUGCCAAAAACCGCCAAGUUUAGCUGUUACAUGCAACUUUAUCAUCAGAAGGCAAAGCAGCUCAGCGCUGGAUAACAUUGCUUCACCAGCACUUGUAUACUUGAAAAUGAUUAUGAUAUUUAUUUUUAUGAUUAUUAAUAUACUGGUAACACUUAUACAGCAGGAAGGGAACAAACUAGAGUUUUAAUCUAAAAGAUUUUGGUGGACCAUGUCAGCAGUAUUUCAGUUCUGAAAUGUGUGUUUGUUUAUCUGUCUGUGUGUGAUUCUGGUUUUAGAUCAUCUUAAAAGGUAAAUGUAAAGAAUGAAGAUGCUCAAUAGAUACCUGUCGUUGGAUUGUUUGAAUUAAAAUCUGUGCUUUCAUUAAAAAAUAUAAGACACUGACCAGGACAGGAUUACGUACGACAUGCACUUCUAAAUGUUUUCAUCAUGAUAAUGUGUCAUCCCUUUUUCAUUGUUCAUCACUGGUAGAUCAUUCAGUAAUGUUUUAAUCUCAACAGUUAUAGUUCAAUGAAAAGAUAGGUCAACCCAGGGCAUUCUUUACCUUUACAGGCCAGAAUCUGAACAUCUCAAACAUAAAAAAAAGGUUAUUGUAGAAGUGAAUUUCUCACUCUGCUGUGACGUUUGAAUGGUGUCUAUUUAUUUAUUUAUUUUUGUGGGUUCAUGUUUGUGCCUUGGUAACAUUGCACCCACAGAAGACAACUUCAGCACGUUCUUGUAGGUGAUGGAAAACAUAACGCCAAUAUAUCAAUGCAGAACCUCUUUAGAACUAUGGAUGGGCUUAUGUUGAUGGGAUGUAUUUAAUAAAUGUAACAAUAAAUAUCUAAAAACCA
This is a messenger RNA of Paramisgurnus dabryanus, 1908 nucleotides long. It is a transcript of the gene prelid3b, whose product is annotated as PRELI domain containing 3. Lineage: Eukaryota; Metazoa; Chordata; Actinopteri; Cypriniformes; Cobitidae. Gene Ontology annotation, cellular component: mitochondrial intermembrane space. The record is from RefSeq and is a predicted model, not a curated record.